This is a messenger RNA of Saprolegnia parasitica CBS 223.65, 3843 nucleotides long. RefSeq lists its product as hypothetical. The record is from RefSeq and is a predicted model, not a curated record. Gene Ontology annotation, cellular component: nucleus; cytoplasm. Gene Ontology annotation, molecular function: GTPase activator activity. Gene Ontology annotation, biological process: positive regulation of GTPase activity; regulation of small GTPase mediated signal transduction. The coding region runs from base 1 to 3843 and encodes 1280 amino acids. NCBI's taxonomy places the organism in Eukaryota, Oomycota, Saprolegniomycetes, Saprolegniales, Saprolegniaceae. The transcript is spliced from 8 exons.
AUGUUUGCGUCGCGGAAGAGCUCGGAGGACGGGCCGCGCAUGGGCCCCGAGCGCGACGCCGACUCUCUAGGUGACGGUGAGCCCGACGUCCUGCGCAAGGCGAUCGCGUCGCCGAUCGACGAUGAGGCGGUCGUCGCGCACGUCGCGACCCUCGUGCAGCUCUGCCAGCUCCGGCACCAAGCACACGACGCGCGCGGCGACCCGCUUGGCCUGAGCCUCGGCGCCGUGCGACACAAGGACGAUCGGACGUAUCUCAAGCACGUCGCCGAGAUCCUCGCCGACCUGCGCCGCGUCCGCGUCGACGGCGCAUCGCUCGUGGCCAUGUGGGAAUGCGUGCAGGACCUUCUCGGCCACCGGUCCGGAGACGCCCGCGCGCUCGCAUUCGACUUUAUCGACACGUGCUUGGACUUGCACGCUGACCGGGCGCCCAUGGCGCUGCGCACGUCGAUCUUUCGCGCGCUGCUGCAAGGCCACGGCGACUACAUCCGGCGGCAAAAGAGUUUGCGCCGCGUGCUACAGGACGGUCGGCUCGUCGGUCCGUUCGCGGCCGACCUCGGGCCGUACCUUCUCCAGCUGCUCCGCGAGUCGGACGCGCAGAAGGAUCUCCUCUCGCUUCUCCACUGCAUUGUCCGGCGCUCGCCGCACGCGCUCUCGCUCGAUGUCAUCACUGAGUUUGCCGUAACGCUGGCCGCGCAGUCGGACGUGGCCUGGACGCGCGGGGACACGGAGGUUGGCGAGCGCUUCCUCAUGUUUGCGUCCAAGCUCGUGGCCCACAAGCUCGACCGCGCCGCGUCGGCGCCCGCGUGUCUCCAAACGAUAUGCGGCCUCGCCAAUAGUCUGGCCGAUCUCACAUGGGGUGUCAUCAAGAAGCUGCUCUUGGGCCCAAGCCGCCAUCACACGCUCCAUGGGCUCCUCGACCUCUUGGAGACGAAGGCCACGUCGCCGUACGUACAGCGCGGUGCCAUCUACUUUCUCGCCAUGUCGUGCUGGGGCUGGAAGCGCAUCACUGAGCUCGAGUUUGGCUGGGCGACGAUCCUGCACAGCCAUCGGCGCGCCCUCGAGUCCCACCACGUCGUCGUUGUCCAAGAAGUGGUGGUCUCGCUCCUGCGACUCGUCAAGAAGUACGGCGACCAGCUCUUGGUCGAGUGGCGCAUCAUCUUUGACUGCUUGUACGCGCUCCAGCCAUGGGUUCUCUCGGCCGAUCGUCCGAUGGAGAUUCGAACCAACCUCCUCGAGACACUCGUGCUCAUUGACAAGCUCGUCGACGCGCACCAGUUUCAAGGCGACAUCGAUGCCUUCUUGGACGUGGCGCAAGUGUACCUCACCCAGUGCCCCGAAUCCCUCCUCUUGCGGCUCGUGGCCCAUCGCGGCGCCGCGUGCCACCCCGUGACGCACCCGCAGUGGUCAAGUCACCUCGCCGACGUCUUGGCCCACUUUUACCAUGCCAUGUCGGUGCCGUCGCCCGUGCGCCUCGCGGCGUUGCAUGUGCUUUUCGACACGCUGGAUGCGAGUCGGUUCCUCUGCGAAGACCGCGUGCUCGAGGAGUUUCUCUUGCCCGCACUCGAGUGCGUGUACGACGACCCGAGCCCCGACGUGCGCCGGUCGGGGCUUGACCAACUCGCCCGCGUCGCCGAGCACGUCGAGACGACCAAAUUCCAUGCGCUCGUCGACAUUCUACACAAUGCAGUCGUCGCCUCCAAGUCGACCGACGCCCAAGAGAUUGGUGUGAGCGCGAUCGUCAGGCUCUUUGAGAUGUGCUUCUUGCACGCGCCGCCGGUCCGCGCCGUGCGCACGUACGAGCUACUGACAGGGUACUGUGCGACGCACCGGCAUGUGGCCGUGCGCCGGAUCGCUGUCGAGUGCCUCUUGCGUCUCUCGACAGCCAACGCGUCGUAUCAGAUGCAACUGGUGCUGCCCAACGAACCAAAAUCUCACGGCUCUUGGUUGGCCAAGGCCGUCGUCGCGCUGCUGAGCCUCGCGAGCACGGAAACACACACGGACGUGCUCGAGCUUGCCAUCGCGGCGCUCCGCAAAAUGCUUGAGAACCGGUUCGUGCUCCGCGACGUGAACCUGAGCGACAUGGCGCUCAAGCUCGUGUCGUGCGUCGAGUGCCGUGCGUUUGGUCGCGCUGCGAUCGCGCACGGACUCGCUGCCGACGUGAGUCCGAGCGCAUGGCGGUGCGCAGCGGCCACGUACCUCGAUCGCGGCUUUGAGCUCCUCCUGCUCUUUGGCAGCACGGACGCCCAGCUCAAUGCGGCGGCCCAGCGCCGACUCUUUCUGACGUUUGUGCACGGCCUCGACCUGCGCCCGUCCGUGGCAGCCUGGCCGGCUCAUGGCGUCGCAACGGCGCCGGAUGUGGCGCUCCAGGCCGCCGAACGGGCGCUGGCGCACACGGUGACAUCGGGCCUCGGGACGCUCUUGCUCUUGAUGCCGGACGACGUCGAGAGCGUGCUUCCCGCCAUCGUCGAUGCGCUCGUCCAACGCACGUGCACGACCGACGGCGGCAGCUGGGUCCCGGACCUUGUGUGCAUGGGGCUCGAGCUGCUUCUCAACCUGUUUCGAGCCAACCGGGCGGCGGCACUCCCCGAGGUGCAAUCGCAUGCCAUUUUGCUCUUUGCGCUGCGGGGACUGCACUUGCCGAGCGCACCCAAGCGUAUCGUGUACAGCGCGUACAUGGUGCUCGCGCACUGCUUUGCCUGCGCGCCCGUGGCGCUCCGGGGCGCUUUGGCCCACGCCGCGGGGCCGUUGCUAUCGGGUCCGGACGCGCACGUGCUGGACGAAGUCGCAAUGGACUACAUCAAGUCGAUUGCCUUUGCACCGGCAAAGCCCGAGCCCCCGAGCCGCCUCUUGCCCGCGCCCCGCCAAGUGUCCUGGAGCUUUCAAAACACGAUCGUGACGGUCCGCACCGGACUUGGAAUCACGCAGGUCGUUGUCCGACGCGCGACCGGUACCCAGCGCUACCGCCUCGACACGUCGCCCAUGGAGGAGGCGCAUCCGCUCCAUAUUAUGAGUCACCUCUUUGACAUCAAUCCGCUCGUCCAGCACCAGCUCAGCGGUCUGGACGAGCUCAUCGACGGCGACGGGCUCACGCGGGCACUGAGCGUCCUGGACCUCUCGCCACCCUACGAAACCCACAAGAUUGGCGUCCUUUACAUCGCCCGCGGGAAGGCCAACGAGAAGGACGUGCUUUCGGUCGUUGGCGGUAGCCCGCGCUACGUGUCGUUCCUGCGCGGCCUCGGUCGCAUCGUCCGCAUGGAUGCGAUCGACGGCUACAACGGUGGCCUCGACACAUCGCCCAGCAGCAGCGACGGCGCCUAUGGUCUCGUCUACCGCGAUUCGUGCAUGCAGGUUGUCUUCCACGUCCCCACCAUGAUGCACGGGCCACUCUCCGAGCCCAUCGUCGAUGUAGCAUCACCACCAUCGUCGUCCUGGAGCCGCGAGGACAGUGACGGACGCCGGCACAGCAAGAAGCGUCACCUUGGCAACGACUUCGUGCACAUUGUGUAUGUCGACGACGUGCUCAGCAACGACGUGUCGGACGAGCCGGUCGUGUCCGGGCACUUUACGGACGUCCGUAUCGUCGUCCAGCCGCUCGACGAGCGACCGUCUUUCUACCGCGUCCGCGUCCUCUGCAAGCAAGACGGCCUUGUGUUUGGUCCGCUGAGCGGGACCCAGAUCGUGCCGGCGGUGUGCGUGGCCGAGGCCGUCCGGCUCACGGCGCUGAACGCGAGCUUGGCCUGCCGCGCGAUACACCACGACCGCAUCGAGUUUGUGCUCAACGCAGAAGACCGCCUCAAGCAGAUCAAGCUCAUUGACCAGCGCUGGAAGGUGCGGGCGUCAUAG